Messenger RNA from Xylaria bambusicola, 2452 nucleotides. Its product is annotated as kinase-like protein. NCBI's taxonomy places the organism in Eukaryota, Fungi, Ascomycota, Sordariomycetes, Xylariales, Xylariaceae. Gene Ontology annotation, biological process: peptidyl-threonine phosphorylation; peptidyl-serine phosphorylation. Gene Ontology annotation, molecular function: protein serine/threonine kinase activity; ATP binding. The record is from RefSeq and is a predicted model, not a curated record. The transcript has 3 exons. Bases 222 to 2045 code for a protein of 607 amino acids.
GUAGGUGCCUAGAACCGUCUAGAAAUAACAAGACUUCUUCGUAGUUAAUAUAUAUCAUGUCCCCUAUUAUUGCGAGAACGUUGUGAGGCUGGCGUAACUGAUCUGCACGUUGGCUUGCUGCAUAGCUGAAGUGCUGAUUCUCGGGCAACAUCUUCAUUUUGCAAGCGCAUUAAGUGUGCCCUUGUACGCAGCUUGAUUCUUGAUCACUUACAGUCGACGCCAUGCAUAGCACCGGACUUCCUGACCAAACAUCAUCACAGAUGGACGCCCACGAACACUCUUCUAAUAUCAGCCUGCAUGAUACAGGGUGCAGUCAAAACCCGACCUGUAGUAACCUGUCUCCCCGUUGCCAGCGCCGUAUCCUACGUAUCCUAUCGCGAGACCGGCUUUUGCGAGAGUUGCAAAAUGCAUCAGUGGCUGACUUGUCUGAGAGCCUGGCUCAACCGCUGCAACAAUGGUUCCCCAAUUUCUCCACAAGCAGUGGUCGGUUCAUACCGCGGAAAACUCUGCUGCAGAUCCUCGAUAGUCGAAGGGUCGCAGAGCAUCUAGAGACACUAUUGGAUGGCCCACCGAGUCCGAAUGAGAUAGCAGACUACAUCAGCCCAGAUGAGGGGAGAACAUGCCACUGUGGAAACGGGCUUUGUACAGGAAGUAGAAUCAUACUUGCCUCACUGAUGCACAUUGAGAAAGAGGGCGGUAUCAUCCAUUGCUACAAUCAACCUAAGCCGGGAUUAUGUGACAGUAGCUUGCCGAUUUCGGAUGAAAGUCUACUCCCGCAGUUAUUCAAUGAGCUCACCGAGAAAGAGAAGCAACUCUUCAGACAUGCACAAUCACAACUAAGAUGUCAUUAUCUAAGAAAGAUCGAUCCAUAUCGUCAGCGCUACACAGAGCUUGACAGGGAAGCUGCUCUUCCGUUUUCACACAUCGAUGAAAGAAUAAGUCCGGUUGACGGAGAGCUAUCGGUCGUCAGGCAUGUUAGGAUUGAUCCCAGCCACCAUAAUCUGGGAGAAGAGUACGACUUUGCCUUGAAGACUUUCAAGGAUUCCGCCUUGUCCAGCGUAGACUUCCAAGAAGAGCUCCAGGCAAACCAACAAGUUCCACGGCAUGACCGAAUAGUCCCCAUCCAUGCCGCCUUGAAGUACCGACAGAAGUUCCAUUUUGUCCUUCCAUUUGCAAGCGGUGGCAACCUGGAGGAGCUAUGGGAGACUUAUUCUACUAAUAAUUCCCCGGGAAGCAAGCCUGCUACGUGGUACUCUUCGCAAUGGCUGCUGACUGAAUGUCUGGGGAUUGCAGAGAGCCUCGCCGCGACACACAAGCCCAGUACCGUUCUUGAGCAUGGGGCACAGCAUAUCCUACCUCCUCAGCUACACGCAGAUGUCAAGCCUCGGAAUAUACUCUGCUAUGGUACACCAACAGGCUCAUUCUACCUAAAGCUCGCGGAUUUCGGGGUCACACGCAAAGUGGAUGAGAAUUCCUUAGUCAAGGUGCGGGAGGUGCCACAUACCAAGACCUACAGACCUCCCGAAUAUGAUGUUGAAGAUAAUAUCAGUCUUAAUUACGACGUCUGGUGCCUGGCCUGUAUUUAUCUCGAAUUCGUCACAUGGGCAGUCCUCGGCGGGUCAGAGAAAGAAGAAUUCGGAAAAAGUCGUGUAGAGGAACGCCAUGACCCACUCCCGACGACAGAUCAACGAGGAGAGACCCUAGAGGAUACAUUUUUCAAGACAUGUAUCAAAAGAUCUCCCUGGUAUGAUGUUUCAGGAUUCAAAAUUCGGAUCGAAAAUCAAAUCAAGGAGACCACUACAAAAAGGAAGAUGACGGAUGAAUGCACGCUUCGUAUCAUUCGAGGCAAUAUUAGCAUUAGCUGUAAAGUCAAAGACUCGGUCACAACGCAUAUCAAUAAGAUACGACGUCAUGCUAUGUGUGACACAGCGAUUCGGAAGUUCCUCGAUUUCAUCGAGGCGAAGAUGCUCGUCGUCGACCCAGGUACGCGCGCGGAUAGUAGUGACGUUGAGAAGUUCCUCCGUAACUUGACAAACGGAGAGUAAAACUAAGGUUAAUUGUGAAAGAUAUUCCCAUUUCCUACCCAAUCUUGUACGGGCUUGCUGGUUUCGGUGCUAGUAUUACGGCUAUACCAACGUCUUCGCAGACACCAAUGUUAGAAAGUAGAAUAGAGUUUAGUCCUAAAAUCGAUUUCCACUUCCCUUGCCUCAAUUAUGACCCUAAAUAAUGGCUUAGGCUUGAUGCUCGAGAUCUAACAUCAAUUCUACACAAAUGACUCUACUUUGCAUCUUGUCCAUCUUUCUUCUCCUUCACUGACUCUCCAUCGGCAUCUUUCUUGUCUUCCUUUGAAUCUCCAGUCUUGCCAUUCUUCUUCUGUUUCUCCGGUGCACGACGUUUCUCAGCCUUGGCGGCCUCAAACCUUUGAUAGAUUUGUGCCUUUUCUUUCUAAGGA